UCAUUGACAAGUCAAAACAAUGGUGAGCUCCCCACCGGCGCACUGCCGCACACUGAACCAAGCACGCAAUGAAAAUGCUCUCAUCGAAACGGACACAGAUGGAUAGUCUCGUUCAACCACUUGUUGCCCAGUAUCUCGCUAUGGGGUGCCAAUCCAAAGAAAAUGGACAAAAUGAAAAUGUGGGAUCGAAUGGAAAGGAAAAAGAACAUCCGUAAGUUAUUUUAUAACGAACUCCUGUAUUUGUGAAUGAACUGAAGAUGUUUAUGAAGCGCGUUACGCAGACAGUUGAAAUAGCCUACAGCAAAUAUCGUCUUGUCAAUUUUAAACAUACGCAAUUAUAAAACCUUUAUUGACACCGAAUAAACAUUAUGAUCUUGUUGAUUUAGAAUGUAAAUCAGAAACUUUUGGUGGUUCUUAGUCAUACAAUAACUUUAUGAGUGCAACAAUUCCGUGCCCUGCGAUUUAUAAAAGCAUCGACCAGGACGCACAACUUUUUCACUCUCAAAAUAGCUUCUCUAUAGCCUAUGUCUUCUCUCUUUCGAAUUUCAUUCCAUAGUUAGCCUAUAGUUUGGGAAGUGUAUAGAACAAAUGGCAUGCAUGGCAUCCUCUCUGUUUAUCAGCCAACUGUUUAUUUAGUGAUUCCUAUAAUAGAAGUCGGCAAUCAACAAUGAUUUCCCCAAAAGGAAGGAAAUGAGAACAAUGAAAAAUAGCAAAGCUACCUUAACUCUAAGAUACCAGGUAUGAAACACUUUUUAGUAUUGUAGUAAUCUGAAAAGUGUUGUGUUAAUUGCAACAUUUUUUAUACACUUACACCUAUAUUAUAUUUGCCUGUGUGAUUACUUUAGGAUUAACAUGUAGCAUUUUCAUUGUGUUGUCUACUUCAAUAUUGUAUGCACUGCAUGCUUUAAAUGACCACACACACACACAGUCUUGUACAGCUAACCUUGUGGGGACAUUCAAAGUCUUAUUUUCCCUAACCCCUAACCCUAACCUUAACCCAAAAACCUAAUCUUAACCCUAACCCUAAACCUAACCCUAGCUCUAACCCUAACCCUAAAACUUACCCAAGCUCCUAACCCUAAACCUAAUUCUAAUUCUAACCCUAACACUAAUUCUAACCUUAACCCCCUAGAAAUAGCAUUUGACCUUGUGGGGACCAACAAAAUGUCCCCAGUUGGUAAAUUUUUUGUUAGUUUACCAGAAGUCCCCACAAGAAUAGGUAAACACGUCCACACACACACACACACACACACACACACACACACACACACACACACAGCUGUGCUCUCUACACCUCCCUCCACCUCAUGCCCUCUCUCCUCCACUGCCCCUCCAGACGGCUCUCUCUCUCUAAGGUCUGUCCGCCUGUGCCUGCUCGCCCUCAACGGUUCAACAGGCCCAAUCUGGCCCAGAUGACCCAGGGCAAGGUCAUGAUGUCUCUGGGACACUAUGCCAAAGGGGCCAGCUGGGAAGAGCUGAUCCAGGCCUGUAUCCAGUCCUUCGGUGAGUCGCUGUGCUCUGGGCUGCUCUUGUGUUUCUGCCAGUAAUACUAUUGGUAACUGAAUGAUAAGACUGACUCCAUAUGACUUCAUAAUACUGAAGGACUUGAAUUGAGUGUUACAACCACAUAUUUCCCUUUUUUGUUUGAAAAAAGUAUCGUUUUUUUGUUGCAUGAAAAUGAGCAGCAUAUAAUAUUUGAGUCUGUUGUUGAGCAGUACAAAAUGGUUGUGCAGGUCAGGAUCAUUGUCAUUAGUUCUGCUUGUCAGGUUAGAGCAUCCACUUUAUUUUCCUUUUUAAGUGGUGCUGAACGCUGAACCUCAGUUUAUUUGAAAUCAGUACUGUGAAUGUUUCCUGGAAGCACCUGUUUUUCUCGGCCUCUAGCUGUUUGAUGUUAAAAGACCCUGUCUCCAUGAAACUGUUACCAUUUACAAGGUAUCUCUAAUUAGCCUAUAGGGCUAGGUUGACACAAACAGACCGAGUGGCGCAGUGCUCUAAGCCACUGCAUCGCAGUGCUAGCUGUGCCACUAGAGAUCCUGGUUCGAAUCUAGGCUCUGUCUUUGCCGCCCGCGACCGGGAGACCCAUGGGGCAGCGCACAAUUGGCCCAGCGUUGUCCAGGGUAAGGGAGGGAAUGGCUGACAGGGAUGUAGCUCAGUUGGUAGAGCAUGGCGUUUUCAACGCCAGGGUUGUGUGUUCGAUUCCCACGGGGGGCCAGUAUGAAAAAAUUAAUAAUAAUAAUAAUAAUAAUUUAUGCACUCACUAACUGUAAGUCGCUCUGGAUAAGAACAAAGGCUAAAUAACUGAUUUUUAUUUUAUUUUUUAAGACCUUUCCCUUUAUAUGAACUAGCCUCUAUUUGUUGUCUAACCUCUAUGGUUGUCAGUCUUUGCAUUUCAGAUGAUGAGACAGGGAUUUAUUUUUAUUUAUCAAGAUUAUUUGGCAGGUACAAUGCACCACAAAACAUAAGUCUCAGAGCACUGAGAUAUGAUACGUGGCACCAGAUUUAGCUAAUAGCUGCUUUCCAUCUGUAGUGUUCAUCUGACAUUAAGGUCUGAAAGACACUUGUCCAUCAGGAGUAUUUUUUGGUUGCCUGAAGAUUAUGAUCACUUUCCCAAAAAUGUUAUCUAUUUUCACCUACACACAUGGGGAGGAACCAGAAAGACAAGACUACUGGAAUUCUUUGCAAUUUGGUUGUUAUCAGUAAAAACAAAUCACCUGCCCAAUGGGGCAACCUCAGAGCAGGCUCAACUUGCGCGACUGCUCAGGUCACUUGCACAACUGCUCAGGUCACUUGCACGACUGCUCAGGUCACUUGCCCAGGGCAAUAGACUAUUCCAUAUCUCUAAGACUAUAUAAUUGUAUGUGGAUCUACUGCAACUAUGCCUGCACUGAAUAUGAUACAGUAUAACAAAAUCAUUCACCAACUGUGAAGUAUUGAUUCAGUAGACGUGGAAUGUGAUUUAAGCAUAUCACAUUAGUAAUACAUUGACUUUGUCCAAUUACAUGUAUUUAUAUAUUCUGUAUAUUGGCUGCAAUAUGGAAGCUGUCAAAAACCCUGUCAAGAACCCUGUUAAAUGAGAAUAAUGUGCCCUACUAAGUUGUCUGGAGUGCUCUCAAAGUUAUCGUGAUUAUGUAUUUGAAGAGGCAAGCAUUCUGAUUGCCGUUGCUUGGAGACACAAAUGGAGUGAAGAGAGAGUGAUGAGGAGGUGGUACAGUGGACUGAAUACAGAGAGUGACAGCCCUUACUUACAGUUAUCUGUCAAGGAAAAGAAUAGCAGAAUAAUGGCUGGCUGUUCAUUUAGGAUUUAUAAAAAAAAUAUCAGCCAAGUUAAUCAAGUGGGUGCAAGACUUAGCUCUCUUCUAGAGUUCCAUUUAAAAUGUCUUUUUAGGUUUACUAAAAAUAUUUGUUGAAUGACUGAAAUUGUAAUUUAAUUUCCAAAUCAGACUUCACAGGUCAUUGAGAGAAAUUCAGAUCCUUUCAAGGAAAUGUAAUCUACAGUAUGGAGAUAAACAGGCAGGUGUUUUGAAUCCAGGUUAAUAUGAGGGAACAAAAUGGAGAUACUUAGUACAGAGAGGUCUAACAGGGCUAAGCACUCCCAGCGGCUGCUGUCUCACAUCAGAGGCUGACUCCCCAGCUCCUGGGGCUCCUGGGGCUUCGGCACCUUUUCAAAUGUGAGAGCACACGUAAGCGCUAUUUGAAGGAUUGCCUGGCUGCUGCUAGCCCAAAGGUCAGCUACCCAAAAGGCCCUUCUCAGAUGCUGACCACUCUUUGAAAUGCAGAGCACCAAGGGGUGUGGAUCAAUAAUGUUUGACAUCAUCAUUCACGUCCAUCCUCCACAAGUCCAUGCUCCACAGUUCCACACACCCACAGUGCCUGAAGUCUCUACACAAUCAUAAUGUUAAUGGACAGCAAAAAGCAGUGCAGAGAUUUGAAGGCUUCAAUCGUGGAAGCCAUUUUGGAAUUAAAUGCAUUUCCCAUGUAAACCAUAUAUGAUGCAGGCACACAACCUGUGAAUAUCACAAAGAGAUAUCCACUGCAGAGUCAGAGUAUCCACUGCAGGCUCGGAUGUACUGUAGACACUAAUGUGAAAAACCUUUAUGUGCCUAUGGCGGUCAACAUAUGUUCAAACACUUACAGAGCAUCAUGGCUGUUUGUGGAUAUUAAAUCAAUUUCCUGUACUCUAUUGUUCUACAUGUACUGUAGGCCUACAGCAUGUUGAGCCAACAUUAUAAGGCACAUGUAGUGGAGAGUGUGCAACUAAUAAUUAAAUAUAAAUCGCUGGGGCCUCUUAGACUGUUCCUUACCGAUUCUUUCAUGUGUACAGUAGAGAUGAGCAUUGGGCUGACUGAGGCAAAACAAAAGGAUCAUCCAUCCCCGUUAGCCCAGUUACUUUACCUCUCUGUCAAAACAAGGAAAGACUCCUUACACCUUGGCUUUGCUGAUGAAUGCCUACGAUAAUAAAACCCCUCAAAGUAGGGCAACACUCCCUGCCUUUUGCUGUGUUUGUCAUCACAUCCCUUGUCCUAUCCCAGUGCAACCUGCUGCUGCUUUCCUAACUUUCCACAGUGAGUAAGACGGAGGGGAUUUCCUCAGCAAUUAGCCCCGCCUGGGUUGGUAGGGAGGUGUUGUAAAAUGAUGAAGUAAUUGUUUACCUGGUAGUGAAUCAAAAGAGCUUCCUUGUUAUUUUAGAGCAUGACUUGCUUACAUGAUUGCAGCAAUAAAAACACCAUUCAGUUUGUUGAAGUAGAGAAAGGAUAGAGUUGAAUUGUUUUGCAUCACAGUCCUUUAACAUACAGUAACAGUAUAAAGCUUAAAACCUAUUACAACAGUCUCCCUCAGAUCACAGUCUAAUCAUGUAUAUGUAUAUUAUUUUCAUGCAUGACAGUUUUUCAUACAGUAAGGUUAUGUCUGUGUGUCAUUGCUGGGGGGUUGUAGCCCUGGUUGGGAUGGGUAAAUAGAACACUCCUGUACCAGUGGUGCAGGAUACGAGGGCAGGAUUAGCUGCCUGCUGAAGUGGCCCAGUGAGAUAGAUAACAAUGUUGCCAUGGUGUCUGAGGUAUUUCAAGGAGAUAUGGGAUAUGUGGGGACCCAUGGAAACUGCCGUUCUUAUGUGGCAUCAAGACAAUGCCAGCUGCUUAGGUUCAAAAGUUAAACACCAUUUUCAUGGAUUCGUCAAGGUGCUCUCUUAGCCACGAUUUCCAGAAAAUCACUGGCAGAUUGUUUACCUGGAAUGGAAGAGAUCAGAAGCCUAGCAAAGAGGUUGCUCAUUGCUACCCAAUAGACAAACAUGAUAGUGAACCACUUACUCAUAAACAACAUGUUACAGAGGACCAACAAAAUAUCUGCUUUUCUCAAGUCAGAUAAUUUGUAAAAGAAAGGCUAAUGUAGUUAGAAAUGGAAUCUACAAUUGCUACUGUGUGGAUACAGCUAACAAUGUAUUCCUUGAGAUCUUUUCCACAACGUCAUAUCCUUUUUAUCUCCAGUGCCUCUAGGGACAAAGCUGUUUGAGUAGAUGACAGAGAUCGUGGCUGAAGGUUCCUGUGAUGUCAUAAGUGUUGGCAGAGAUAUAGGGAGGCGGUCACAAAGACAGGAAGUGAGAUACGACAGAGAAAAGUAGACCACAGAAAAGUCACAAUACCACCACAGGAAAAGCAGAGACAUUCAGAGGUGGUGUAUACACUUAGAGAUUUGCAGUUGACACAUACCUGGCACAUUAUUGUGUUCAUGGUUGCCUAGCACACAUUUAGAAACUGUUUUGUAUGCUCUUUUGAGGUUGAUUUCUAUCAUUUGUUUCUGUUAUUGCAUGACUGCAGACUUGUGACUGAAUGGAAUCAGGAAGUUUGAAUGGCUAAAUCCCCUUGUGUUGUUGACAUUUAUUCUGUAGCAGGACAUGACUGCUAGAUUUGGUUAUCAGAGAGCUACAGUAGCAUUGGACAUUGAUAUGCAGAAAUUAUUUUCUUGUCCAUAUGAAAUCUCAACCAUCUAUAGUACAUUAUUGGCAUUGUGAUAGGCAACAGCAUGUCUGUUAAUGUGCUCCAUGUGUUGUGUGCUCUCUUCCAGACGCGGAGGGUUGUGUGUGUGGGAGCAGCCACCUGAUGAACAUCACCCUGACCAUGCACCGACUCCUCAUGUCCUCUAGUGACCUCCUGGAGAAACUUAUCUCCCUAUAUCCUUUACCAAGCAGACCCAAUGAUCUGCGGCUGCUCCACUACAGCCAAAACUAUUAUCGAGUUGGCACCAAGACCUGACCAAUCUGUUGUGCCAAACAUGGCUGUGCAGCACUGUUUUGUGAUCUGGUUGUCAGUAGCAACGGCCAAUUAAGAUCCAACUUGGCUGACAAGGUGCCAUGCCUUCGACUCCUCACUCCUACCAGCAAUGUGAAUAUCAAUACGUGUGCACCACAAUUCCGUAUUACUGUACUCUAAAUGUCUUUGUUAGCUCUAGUACAGAUCACCAUGUUCUGUUUCCAAUCCAGUGUCUUCCAAGUACCUUACAGUCUUUUUCUAUUACCAUCUUAGCUACACAAAAAGCACGAUUCAUCCCAAUUUAAUUCCCCCACUUCAGGUCUGGUUUAAAAAGGCCACUGUAGUUGCCUAUUUUCUGUUUUGAAUGAGCGGUCUGUAAUCUAGGCCUCCAUUCAAUAAAGAGCUCUGACGUCACAGAGCCCAGAGGAGAGGCAGUACUGGCACAAUGAGGAGGACACUAAGGCUAGGGGCUUCAGGUGUUAAUGACCUCUUCCCAGACUGAAGCCCUCUUCAGUUCUAUUUAAACACAGCCUCUCAGCUGCCCAAGGAGGCUCGCUCCCCAAAACCCACAUCACACCUCAAGAUUCACUGUGCGUCCUGCCCUCUAUUUUUAACCCCUGAGCUCAUUCUGAGCCGAAGACCCAGAAGCAUAAAAUAUGGCUAAGAGUGGCUUAGGAACAAGUGAAAGCACUGGAGCCAUUAAGGCCAUUUAUCGUAAAAACAAUCUGGCUUUGCGGUAGUGUGGGUGGCUCUUCAGCUCCCAUGACGCAAUUAGCCUUUUUAUGUGCAUCACUUCAAACUGAUUUCUGCCAACAGAGUGCGGAGAGGCUCACAGUGUCAGUCUAUUUUUACCCCUGUUUUAUAUAAUAAGGAGAAUGGAGAUGUUUUUGAGUUUGGAUUAAUACAGUCCCUCUGGGAUUCUGGUCACUCUGUACCUACCGAGCAUAUGGCACAGCAGCUUAGGUAAUAAACUGUCCUCACACUCACAGCCAUUGAGAUGUAAAAGUAACAUUAUGUCAGCUUUGUUUUUACCUGGUUGUGAGAACAUGUUUUUACUCACUAAAAGGGUCCUCUGCCAGCACAUCUUCUACAGGAAUAGUGAUUGUCUGUUGUGCACGUUUAACAGACACUUUUAUCCAAAGCAACAAAGGAAUCUAACCCAUAGCCCUGUAAACAACAUGCUUCAACCAACUGAACCAUUGGAACCACACAACACCAGAAUGAUUCACUUGCUGAUGCUCCUAACCAGUUUUCUUUUUUGUGGUUGCCUCCUCCCACACCACCAAAUGUCACAUCUGUUCGCCUUUUAGUUUCCCUAUUGAUGAGUUUCCUGCACUAAAUACAUUAAACACCAGCUUGUAAUUGUUUACUUAGAUGAAUAGACAUUUGAAUAGACACUUUGUCCUGCACAGUGAUCCAGAUCGUUUAUUCACUGAUAAAUCCCACAUACAGUUCCUGGUCUCUUCCCUGACUCUAAACAGUGUGGACAUGUUUUACUAUACCAGUGAAUCAUAAUGUAUCCUUAACUUGAGGUGUUACAUUUAAAAGAGCCCUGGAGAAUAAGCAGUCCACAGAGUGUGAGAGGAUCUGUUACUUCAUCAGGUAAGUGUGUGUUCCCCAUGCAGUCAUCCUAAUCCUGCCACUACCACUGGGCCUGCUGGGGUCCACUAAGGCCUCCACACAAUAACUCACUGUUCAAUCAUUCUUAUGAAAGGACAUUAAAGGGCUUAUGAAAUCCACAUAACACCUAAUAAUACAAUAUUCUAUAACUGGGUAGAUGGUUUAGGCCAUGCUAUUAGUGCAUUUGCAACAGCCUAUAGCGUUGAUUUCUUAUUAGACAAUAAACAACUAGGGUUUAGAGUUUGAAGUAUACUCCCAGUCGGUAUUAGAUAGAAUGUUGCGGCCCCGCCCGCCUUGGGGGGAAAACAACCUGCAGUUACCUAGGUUACCCCAUUGGCUCCCAGCAAAAACUUGACCUUUUUCAAAAUGCAAUUUCCUUGUCAUCUGCUUGUUUAAUCAAUUACAAAACUACAUUUAAGAAAAGUAAAACAUGUCUAAAGAUUACUUUUCAACAUUGCCUUCUCCCUAGCGUUCUACAUUUUAUUUUACAUUUUAGUCAUUUAGCAGACGCUCUUAUCCAGAGCGACUUACAGUUAGUGAGUGCAUACAUUAUUAUUUUUUUUCUUCAUGGGAAUCGAACCCACAACCUUGGCGUUGCAAACUGAGCUACAUCCCUGCCGGACAUUCCCUCCCCUACCCUGGACGAAUUGUGCGCCGCCCCAUGGGUCUCCCGGUCGCAGCCGGCUACGAUGCAGUGCCUUAGACCACUGCGCCACUCGGGAGGUGUUCUCACUACUUAGACAAAUGUAAUAUUGUAGGGCUUCCCUCAUGCCCCUUUUCAUGACAGUGCUAGCAGCCACAUGAGUGAGUGAGUGCUAGUUACAGUAGCUACCAACCGGAACAUUAAGCUAGCCAAGACCAACAACACAAACAAACAGACGAUACAGCUACAGGUAGUGGGUGGAAUUACUAACGGACUAUACAAAAAAAGUUAAAAGUCUUACCUGUUGAUGAAAUGUUUUCCACACACUUAGCUAUGUGUACCCUACUUAGAAACCGGUCCCCACAAUUUCCCACUCUCCCACACCGAAUAGCCUGAAGCCACAGGGCUCUUCUCGCAUGCUCUAUUUCCCUACGUGGGAGCAUUGCAAAUCGUAGGUCAGGAUUUUUGACCUGGUUACAUUGAACAACACAGCAGCAUUUCGGUAUAUUUUGUUAUUUAUGUAUGACACAAAAUUGACAACGAAGUUGGCUCUUUUACAAUGGGGGUCAUUGAGAAAGAAUGUUUGUUUUCCACAAUCUGUGGGCGUGGUCGAGUGGAAUUCCUUCUUAUGACUUGAAUAUCGAGGGGUAUAGUAUUUAAUUGUGGUAAACACAGUCUUAUUGUCCUUAUCUUUCAGGUAUUGGAUCCAGGAGUUCUGGACGAUGUUCCGGUUACACAGCAGCCUGUCAGACUCCAUGGAGCAGUUCCAGGAUCUGAUCAGGGAUCAGGGCCAAGAGAGGCUGUGCCCUCUCUUGCAGACUAAAUGGAUGUAAGUAUUCCCGGUAUAUUAUUGAACAGAAUUAAUGUAUUUCUUGAGGGAAGCAUCUAGACUUACCUGAAAAUGGCUUUACAGGUAUGCUGAAGUAAUGGUUUCAAAUUAUGCCUGUGUAAUACCUGUGUAUUUCCGGUCUGUGUUGUUCACCAUGUUGUGUCCCAGAAAUGACAGGCACUGGUCUCAGAAGCCCAGUCAGAGGAUCAAGGCUAACAGCAGUAAGAAGAGGAAAGUGUCUCUGCUGUUUGAUCACCUGGAGCCCAUUGAGCUGGCUGAGCACCUCACCUACCUGGAGUUCAAGUCCUUCUGUAGAAUAUCAGUGAGUAGAGCCCCAAUCCGCCUGUAUGUGAUCGCUAUAAACACUAUGACAUUCUGAAGAAUGUCAUAGCACAUGCGCUCUACUGUAGGUAUUUCAAUGCAUUCCAAAUGUGUUCUGCGAAACCUCUGUCCUUUUAGCAAAAUGAGUCAGCAUAUGCUUUAUUAUUUUUUCCAGUUUGCAGACUACCAGAACUACAUCCGCAGCUGCUGCAUGAAGGACAACCCCAUGAUGGAACGUUCCAUUACGUUGUGUAAUGGUAUCUCCCAGUGGGUGCAGCUCAUGGUUCUGAGUCGGCCUACAGCUCAGCUGAGAGCAGAGGUCUUCACCAAGUUCAUCCAUGUGGCUCAGGUAUGGCCCUAACUAUUCCUCAUUCUCCUCCAGAACCCCCGUAGACUAACACUACAGUAUAUGUGUAGAAAAUAACAAAAUGUUCACAUACAAGGUGUUUAGCCCCCAUGUUUUGUACCCUCUUAAAUUGUGUUUGUUCAUUGUCUAUAUCUGGUACCUUUUCCUCAUAUUAAGCAAAUGCAUGUCUACCAUAUCGUCUACCAUAUCGUCUACCAUAUCGUCUACCAUAUCGUCUACCAUAUCGUACAGUACAGUGAGACCUACCUACUACCGUACAGCAGAAGCACCAUCAUUUGUAGUUACAUAAUGCAUAUUAAAAGAGGGCUGCUAAUGACUCUCAAGAGCUCCAUGAUGGGCUUUUAGUGCAUCAAAGAUGCUGGCUAACAGUGAACGUGUGCUCUGAAUAUUAACAAAGUACAGGCCAUCAGCACUAAUGGAUUUAUCAGAUGGAACACUGACACUGAAGUGCUACUACUGAGGAGCUAUCAGAUGCUAUUGGUUCCCUCCAAAAUGGAAAGGUACCGGGAUUAGAUGGGUUUCCUAUAGAAUUUUACAGGCUAUUAUUUGAGCGGUUGAUGCCUCUUUUUCUCCGUAUGAUCAAGGCCUGUCUGGAGAAAAAACAGCUUCCUCAUACUUUACGUCUUGCAGCUAUUACUUUACUGAAAAAUAAAGAUAAAGAUCCCACGUUGUGCUCCUCCCAUAGACCAGUGUCACUUUUAAAUGUUGAUUAUCAGUUGAUUGCUAAAUAUUAACUCUACGCCUAGAGUCUGUGCCCAAUCUCAUCCACACAGACCAAACUGGUUUUGUGCAGGGUUGUCUCUCCUCUGAUAAUUUACGUAGAUAUUUUGACAUUCUUUUUCAUACUAAUGAUCUUAAGACCCCAAAUGUUGUAGUGUCCCUUGGUGCUGAAAAAGCAUUUGACAGAGUGGAAUGGAAGGACCUUAUGUCUGUAUUAUCAAGGUUUAAUUUUGGUCCAAUAUUUAUCUCUUGGAUUCAAAUUCUUUAUAAUUCACCAAUGGCAGUAGUUAAAACCAAAACCCAAUACUCAACCCCCUUCCCGUUGUCUCGAGGGACAAGGCAAGGCUGUCCAGCCAGUGCAUGAUUUUUUUGCUUUGGUCAUAUAACCCAUUGACACCAUGAUUAGAGCACAUGACCAAAUUGAAGGAACUACAAUUGGAAAAUAAUACCAUGUUAUAUCAUUGUAUGCGGAUGAUGUCUUGCUCUAUCUCUAAGACCACUCAUACUCAAUUCCGGUCCUCCUGUCAUUGCUUGAAGAGUUUGGUAAACUAUCUGGUUGCAAAGUCAAUUGAGCCAAGACAGAGAUUAUUAUAUCUACCUUCAAACCCAAACUUUUACAAGACCAAUUCCAAUGGAAAUGGUCCUUGACGAAUAUUAAGUACUUAGGAAUUUUGAACUACAUUCCAGUUAUUGAAAAGGUUACCAAUAACUUCAAAAGAAUGGACUUCCUUCCUAUUUAUCUUAUGGGCAGCGUUAAUGUCAUCAAAAUGUCAAUAUUUCCAAAAUGUCUUUAUUUGUUUCAGAAUCUUCCAAUUUCACCCCCUCUGCAUUUAAAAAACAAAACAUGCAGAGCCUCUUUUCCUCAUUUUAUUUGGAAUAACGAAUCACCCAGAAUUCGUCUGCAGGUCUUCCAUAUAAGGCGGGUGGUCUGAAUUUACUUAAGGGUUAUAAAUUGUUGUUAGAUCAUAUGCUAGUACGCACAGAUGUUACUAGACUGAAAUGGGAACAAUAUUUACAGGUUGAAAUAAGCAGAGAAGAAUGAUCUUAUGUUUGAAAGCACACACAUUUUCCUACAACCUCAGACACAAACACUCUCAGUUUACAACCGUUCACCUAAUUUAUUAUACACCAGAAAAACGUGCACUGUAAUAGGCAAAAGGGUACUUUUUAUCACAUGUUUUGGACAUGCAAUCUUAUUUGAAUGUUUUGGGAAUCAGUAAACACAAUUUCAGAAUGUUUAUAGAUGUCAGUCCCUCUCACACCUAGCUUGUGUCUGUUUGGGACUAGUGAACUAGAUCCAUGGAACAAUAAUCAUAAAAAUAUACACUGCUCAAAAAAAUAAAGGGAACACUUAAACAACACAAUGUAACUCCAAGUCAAUCACACUUCUGUGAAAUCAAACUGUCCACUUAGGAAGCAACACUGAUUGACAAUAAAUGUCACAUGCUGUUGUGCAAAUGGAAUAGACAACAGGUGGAAAUUAUAGGCAAUUAGCAAGACACCCCCAAUAAAGGACUGGUUUUGCAGGUGGUGACCACAGACCACUUCUCAGUUCCUAUGCUGAUGUUUUGGUCACUUUUGAAUGCUGGCGGUGCUUUCACUCUAGUGGUAGCAUGAGACGGAGUCUACAACCCACACAAGUGGCUCAGGUAGUGCAGCUCAUCCAGGAUGGCACAUCAAUGCGAGCUGUGGCAAGAAGGUUUGCUGUGUCUGUCAGCGUAGUGUCCAGAGCAUGGAGGCGCUACCAGGAGACAGGCCAGUACAUCAGGAGAUGUGGAGGAGGCCGUAGGAGGGCAACAACCCAGCAGCAGGACCGCUACCUCCGCCUUUGUGCAAGGAGGAGCAGGAGGAGCACUGCCAGAGCCCUGCAAAAUGACCUCCAGCAGGCCACAAAUGUGCAUGUGUCUGCUCAAAUGGUCAGAAACAGACUCCAUGAGGGUGGUAUGAGGGCCCGACGUCCACAGGUGGGGGUUUUGCUUACAGCCCAACACCGUGCAGGACGUUUGGCAUUUGCCAGAGAACACCAAGAUUGGCAAAUUCGCCACUGGCGCCCUGUGCUCUUCACAGAUGAAAGCAGGUUCACACUGAGCACAUGUGACAGACGUGAGAGUCUGGAGACGCCGUGGAGAACGUUCUGCUGCCUGCAACAUCCUCCAGCAUGACCGGUUUGGCGGUGGGUCAGCCAUGGUGUGGGGUGGCAUUUCUUUGGGGGGCCGCACAGCCCUCCAUGUGCUCGCCAGAGGUAGCCUGACUGCCAUUAGGUACCGAGAUGAGAUCCUCAGACCCCUUGUGAGACCAUAUGCUGGUGCGGUUGGCCCUGGGUUCCUCCUAAUGCAAGACAAUGCUAGACCUCAUGUGGCUGGAGUGUCAGCAGUUCCUGCAAGAGGAAGGCAUUGAUGCUAUGGACUGGCCCGCCCGUUCCCCAGACCUGAAUCCAAUUGAGCACAUCUGGGACAUCAUGUCUCGCUCCAUCCACCAACGCCACGUUGCACCACAGACUGUCCAGGAGUUGGCGGAUGCUUUAGUCCAGGUCUGGGAGGAGAUCCCUCAGGAGACCAUCCGCCAUCUCAUCAGGAGCAUGCCCAGGCGUUGUAGGGAGGUCAUACAGGCAUGUGGAGGCCACACACACUACUGAGCCUCAUUUUGACUUGUUUUAAGGACAUUACAUCAAAGUUGGAUCAGCCUGUAGUGUGGUUUUCCACUUUAAUUUUGAGGGUGACUCCAAAUCCAGACCUCCAUGGGUUGAUAAAUUUGAUUUCCAUUGAUAAUUUUUGUGUGAUUUUGUUGUCAGCACAUUCAACUAUGUAAAGAAAAAAGUAUUUAAUAAGAUUAUUUUUAUUCAUUCAGAUCUAGGAUGUGGUGUUUAAGUGUUCCAUUUAUUUUUUUGAGCAGUUGAUUGAUCUGUAAGUGCUCACAGCAAUUUUUUAAAAAUAACAUUACGCUAGAAAUCAGAUAGUCCCCCUACUUUAACACACUGGCUAAAUGAGAUAUCUAGCUACAUCUCUUUGGACAAUAUUUUCUAUAAAUUCAAAGGCAGACCACAUCAUUUACAAAACAUCUGGCAUUCCCACAUCCAAUUCAUGGCAAUAUGAGCUAAUAAAUACUGAGUGACAUGUUUAUUAUUAUAAUUUUUUUUGUUGUUUUUGUUGAUGGUUUAGUUUUUUGUUUGUCUGAUUUGUAUGCGUUGCUGUACCUUUUUUGGUACUGUAUAUGCAAGUGUGUAUGCAACACAUGGGGAGGGGGGGAAUGAAAAAUGUGUAUUAUUUAAUUAAUUGUAUUAUGUAUUGUGAUGAAAUUGUACUUACACAUGCUAAUAUAUAUUCACUACCAGUCGAAAGUUUGGACACACCUACUCAUUCAAGGGUUUUUCUUUAUUUUUGAUAUCUUUUACAUUGUAAAAUAAUAGUGAAGACAUCAAAACUAUGAAAUAACACAUAUGGAAUCAUGUAGUAACCAAAAAAGUGUUAAACAAAUCAAAAUAUAUGUUAUAUUUGAGAUUCUUCAAAGUAGCCACCCUUUGCCUUGAUGACACCUUUGCACACUCUUGGAAUUCUCUCAACCAGCUUCAUGAGGUAGUCACCUGGAAUGCUUUUCAAUUAACAGGUGUGCCUUGUUAACUUAAUUUGUGGAAUUUCUUUCCUUCUUAAUGCGUUUGUGCCAAUCAGUUGUGUUGUGACAAGGUAGGGGUGGUAUACAGAAAAUAGCCCUAUUUGGUAAAAGUCCAUAUUAUGGCAAGAACAGCUCAAAUAAGCAAAGAGAAACGACAGUCCAUCAUUACUUUAAGACCUGAAGGUCAGUCAAUACGGAAAAUUUCAAGAACUUUGAAAGUUUCUUCAAGUGCAGUCAAAAAAAACAUCAAGCGCUAUGAUGAAAUUGGCUCUCAUGAGGACCGCCACCCAGAGUUACCUCUGCUGCAGAGGACAAGUUCAUUAGAGUUAACUGCACCUGAGAUUGCAGUCCAAAUACAUGCUUCACAGACUUCAAGUAAAAGACACAUCUCAACAUCAACUGUUCAGAGGAGACUGCAUGAAUCAGGCCUUCAUGGUCGAAUUGCUGCAAAGAAACCACUACUAAAGGACACCAAUAAGAAGAAGAGACUUGCUUGGGCCAAGAAACACGAGCAAUGGAGAUUAGACCGGUAGAAAUCUGUUCUUUGGUCUGAUGAGUCCAAAUUUGAGAUUUUUGGUUCUAACUGCCGUGUCUUUGUGAGACGCAGAGUAGGUGAAUGGAUUAUCUCCACAUGUGUGGUUCCCACCGUGAAGCACGGAGGUGUGAUGGUGUGGGGGUGCUUUGCUGAUGACACUGUCUGUGAUUUAUUUAGAAUUCAAGGCACACUUAACCAGCAUAGCUACCACAGCAUUCUGCAGCGAUACGCCAUCCCAUCUGGUUUGCGCUUAGUGGGACUAUCAUUUGUUUUUCAACAGGACAAUGACCCAAAACACACCUCCAGGCUGUGUAAGGCCUAUUUGCCAAGAGUGUGCAAAGCUGUCAUCAAGGCAAAGGGUGGCUAUUUGAAAAAUCUCCAAUAUAAAUUAUAUUUUGAUUUGUUUAACACUUUUUUGGUUACUACAUGAUUCCUUAGAUGUUAUUUCAUAGUUUUGAUGGCUUCACUAUUAUAUUACAAUGUAAAAAUAGUAAAAAUAAAUAAAUAUAUAUAUAUAUAUAUGUGUACACCAUGGAAAAAAAUAACUAGUGACUCUACUUGAUCAAGUCUGGUUUACUAUGCCUCUUCAUCACUUCAUUCACAUGCAAAGCUGUGUCCUGAAGAGUGAUGAGGAGCUGAGAGAGUUGGAUGGAGAGGCAGAACUCUGGAGAAUCUCUCUGGCUUAAAUUAAUGCAAUAGUCAGCUGCUGCUCCUCUAACUCUAACUCAAUGCAUUCCACACCAAUGGGUUCCAGUGUCCCACAGCAGGGCCAUCGCAUCAAUAAGGGAACUGAGAAAAUUGGUGAAACAUUUAGCCAGAUUAGCACAAUUGUAUUCUCUAAGAGUGUAAGCAACAGUAUUGUGACAGUAUUAUGAGUUCCUUAUGCAACCAACAUUGGAGUGCUACUUGUGGAGAAUGCUUUGGGUUGACUCUGAUUAAGGUUCAAUUAGAUUGUUUAUGUUUGUCUGUGUUUGUGUUUCCCAGAGCCUCCAUCUUAUGCACAACUUUAACACACUAAUGGCUGUGGUGGGGGGCCUGUGCCACAGCUCCAUCUCCAGACUUAAAGAGACCAGUUCGCAUGUGUCCCACGAGGUCACCAAGGUACAUUAUCUAUAACAUUAUCAUAACAUGAUCUAUUGAUCAGUAUGUUGACAAACAGUAUGUCUAAAAUAUGGAUAUGGAUACUGUACAAGGUAAUAAUCUACAAUAUAUUUUCCACUAUCUCUUCUCUCCACAGGUGCUGAAUGAGAUGACAGACCUCCUGUCCUCCUGUAGGAACUAUGACAACUACCGUCAGACAUACAGCAGGUGUGCAGGCUUUAAGAUCCCCAUCCUGGGGGUCCACCUCAAGGACCUGAUCUCAGUCAACGAGGCCAUGUCGGACUACGUAGAGGACAACAAGGUGAAUGUUCAGAAGCUCCAGGCUCUGUAUAACCACAUCAACGAGCUGAUCCAGCUACAGCAGAUUACCCCACAGCUCGACGCCAACAAAGACCUGGUCCACCUUCUCACGGUUAGUACACACCUGAGUACACAAUAAUUCACACUACUGUGUCUGUUGGUAAAUGACCCUGGUCUCUGACCCUGUUGUCCUCUACUGAUCAGCUGUCCCUAGACCUCUACUACACAGAUGAUGAGAUAUAUGAGCUCUCUUACACCAGGGAAGCCAAGAACAGCAAAGCACCCGUGAGUAAAAAGGGGACAUGAAAAACACUGUGGAAAUGAAUCUGUUCGCAUAAUGAUUGAAAUAGAAAUACCCCUAGCCAUAGCAAGUUCACUGUGUUAUGGCUAGGGGUAUAUUCAAUUUCAAACAUGUUUAAUAAUACUAACAAAAACCCAGUUAGCUCCAGUGAAUCAUGUCUGAUGCUGCAGAUCUCAUUAACAAACCUAUUGAAAGAGAAUGAGGACUGGAGCUCUUUUUUAAUUGGCCCAUUUAACAUCAGCACGGCCUAUUCUAAAUUACAUCUGCUGACAAUGUUCUGAUCAUCUGUUUUGUUUUACAUCAGCCAGCCACCCCCUCUAGACCUCCAGUGGUUGUGGAGUGGGCAUCAGGAGUGGCCCCAAAACCUGACCCCAAAACCAUCAGCAAACAUGUGCAAAGAAUGGUGGAUGUGAGUUGUCCGUGUUCCAUCCCUAUGUAUUGUCAUAAGCAUUGUAUUCUGUUUCAUAAAAGCAGUAAUCAUUUUUUAAAUAUUGUUAUGUCAUGACUUAUGUUAUUUAUAUUAUUGUAUACUACAUACAUUAUUUAUCUGGAAGUUGUAGUUUUAAUUCCACCAGAUCAAACUGAACAGAACUCAUUCCAGUUCAUCUAUUAUGCUUCAUGUAUCUCAUUACGAUGUCUUGUGUCUCUUGUCCUCAACAGUCCGUGUUUAAAAAUUAUGACCAUGAUGAGAAUGGCUUCAUCUCUCAAGGAGACUUUGAGAAAAUCGCUGCUAGCUUUCCAUUCUCCUUCUGCGUCAUGGACAAAGAGAAGUAAGUGUAUGGUUCCGUUUAGGCUGCAUGGGCUCUCGUUUGGCACAUUUGACAGUUCACACUAACUGCAUUGGUUUAUUUUUGACUGCAGAGAAAGGAAACUAAAGUGUAAUAUGGGCCUGUAGCUACAGGAAACAGAAAUAGCAACAUAACUAUCAGAUAGCUAGCUAGUCUCAGCCAUGUCUCCUCAUAGUCAACUCUCACUGUGGUCAACUGAGGUUAAAUCACAAACUUCUUAACCAGUUAUCUAGUGGAGUGAAACUGUUGAAGUGAAAUUAUGAAACCAAAACCUGCUAGUUUUGGUGCCUCUUGUUUCAAUGUGACAUAUAGAAGUCUGAAAUGGUGCCCAAUGUCCAUACAGUACAUUGCAAACAUAACAUUUCUUAUGAGACAGUGUGUUUACAUGAGAUAUGCUUUGUGUUUACAUGAGAUAUGCUUUGUGUUUACAUGAGAUAUGCUUUGUGUUGUCCUGCUCCAGGGAAGGCCUCAUCAGCAGAGAGGAGAUCACAGCCUAUUUCAUGCGUGCUAGUGUCAUCUGCUCCAAGCUGGGUCUUGGCUUUGUCCACAACUUUCAGGAGACCACCUACAUGAAGCCCACCUUCUGUGACAACUGCUCCGGAUUCGUAAGUCACAACAGUACAUUACAGCACUAUGUCCUGAUCUGUCCUUAGCUUAGCUGUAGGUCUCAUUAGUCUGGCCAGGAGUUUUUCCUGAACUUGUGGCCUGAUCAGGAACAACUCUGGGCCUUAGUUAUAGCGUACUCAUCAACAAUAGCAAUGCUGUUACGGCUUUAAAUGACUAUUUAAACAUGCACAUUCCUCAUUCUUAAAUAUGCAUUGUAAUAUGCAUGUGUUAUCUCUAAACAACCUUAUCAAAUUCCUCUUCUCCAUAACAGUUGUGGGGCGUCAUAAAACAAGGCUACAGAUGCAGAGGUGAUUAUUUAUUUUUAUUGUCGCUGGGUCUAGACUGGAAUAUUCCAUAAUGUUUGCAUAAAUGUCAUUCUGCAUGUAGCUUACAGUUCAGUACUUUGUAUUGUUGAUAGAAUACAAUGUUAGCAGAGGUUGUUGAUAAUGGAGAGACUGCGAGGAGCAGGUAAUGUGUAGCUAUCUUGAAAAGAAGGUGCAUUGUGUGGUUUCUAUCAUGCAGACUGCUAGCUGAACCCUGCAGCACAUGAAAGACUGUAGACUCUGCAGUCGCAACCACAAAACAGCUUUUUACUCUCUUCCCCUUGAAAUAGUCAUGGCAACAUGCACGCAAAGGUCUGAGAACUGUUCUGUUCCACAGGCUGAGCUGCACCAUUAGGCUACUGAGGGGAAUGGAAGUUACAUUAUCUAGUAGGGUACUUUUGACAACAAAACAAAAACAUGCAAUCUCUGUGCAACCCAACAUGACCAUACAAUAAUCCAUUUUAAACAACCUCCUUUCCACUUCUGCCUGCUCUAACAUGUUGUCUGCAUUCUCUUGGCCUGCUCACAGACUGUGGGAUGAACUGCCAUAGGCUGUGUAAGGAUCAGGUGGCGUUUGAGUGUAAGAAGAAUGCCAAAGGCAGCAGCACCUCUGAAGGUCCACUAACACCAGGCUCCACACCUGGCACUACAGGUGAGCCGGAAGGUGAGGAGGGACACACACAUACAUACAUACAUACAUACAUACAUACAUACAUACACACAUAGUAAAUAUGCGUGGACCGUGAUCUCACUCUCCGAGGGUGUUUCAGGUUGAGUUGGGAUAUGCAAAAAACACAUUUCCAAUUCACACCGAAUUAAUGUGUGAAAUAGCACAAAUAUAAGCAACAUAUAUUUUUUAUCACACAUACACACGUACAUACACGCAUCCUCAAUAAACUAUUUACCAAAAUAGUGAUAACCACAUGUAGUGUAGCAGUAACCAACCAGAGUUGUGACUUGUGGUUGUGCUAGAAAUCUAGUGCUAGAAAUCUAAGGCAGCAGAAGGUUGCCAUCUGCUGGUCUAAAAGUAAUAUAUCACUCUACUUGUGCUUACUACAGGUAUGCAAAGUAAAACCUGUCUUGGAUAGUCCUAAACUGUACCAUUCCAUGUGGUAACCAUUAUUGACAGGAGUCACAUAUAUUGCAAAUACACAGGAAAUAUAAAGUCCCAAAUCAUUAUUUGAAAGGUAUGUCUUUGCAGGUGAGAGCACAGGUUUAAUCUAGUUUAUGGAAAAGUAGCACAGCAUCCUGGGUUGUUUCCCUAUGUAGGUGGACUGUCAUACUGCUCUCUAAAGUCAAGGACCUGCCUCACUUUCUGUAACAAUGGAUGUGCUUUCUGUGGUCAGACAAACACUCAGUUGACUUUUUCUUAACCUUAUGAGAUUCAGACUGUUCGCAAACAUAUCACUUCAAAACCAGAGAACUGAUUGAAAUGGGUUGAACAGAUCAGAGUUGACUGACUAUCUUUAUGGUGUUGUUUGUGCUAGGCUCAGAAGAGGGGCCUUUCCCAUACCCCUCAGAGGAAUGUAGGGACUGGAGCCCUGACUCUCCGGCCCCCUCCCAUCUGAGGCUCCCCCCUGGGCUGACCAUGUCUGUGGGGGUCCACUGCAGCACCCAGACAGAGGGUCCCCCCGCCCCUGCCCCCCCUCCAGAGCCCAGUCGGCUACAGCCAGUACAGCCCUCUCUCCUGGCCCCUGUACCCUCCUCUCUCUUGGCCCCCGUACCCCCCUCCCUCACCCCAUGCCCCAGUCCGGUGCCCCAACGCAAACAACGGGCCUACGCCAAGUGGGAGAAUAGAACCUCUACAGUGCUAAAGCCCAGGGAGCCAGACGAAGACAUCAAACCCAACUAUGAUGCUCUGGAAACUGUGAGAUUCAGACACAACUACCUCUGGGUUACUGAUAUGUGUUCAAUUGUGUACAUUGUAUGUACUACAUUCUAAUUUCUAGAGUUUUGAACGCUAGGUUAACCAUUCCAAAACAUAAACAACAAUGGUGAAUGAUGUUGUUCUCAGGAGAACCAGAAGCUUCAGAAGAACAACGAGAUGCUGCGUAAGAAGCUGAGGGAGACGCAGCGCGAGGUAGAGAUACUGCAGACACUCCUGAAGAGGCACGCCCUGCACCCUGUGGUGGAGGACUCCUCCUCCUCCUCCUAG
Coregonus sp. 'balchen' is the source of this 20460-nucleotide messenger RNA. Lineage: Eukaryota; Metazoa; Chordata; Actinopteri; Salmoniformes; Salmonidae. The record is from the annotation of a GenBank genome assembly.